AUGGCGACGGCGAUGCAGGCAGAACUGGCCGACCAAGACAAUUGCCGCAUGUUGACGGAGAUUCCUGUGAAGGAUUGGAUUGGCUGCCCUGCCACCGUCUCAUCCUUGAGCGCUCUGGUGGGAGCCAUCGUGCCUGGACAAUUGCAGAAGUUGGAGACGGUCUUUGAAGUUGUCAGUUUGCAAGUUUUGGGCAUUUCGUCCGUGAAGACGGAAACGGAUGUGUGGCUCAUCGAUUCGUGUGUGCAUUAA
Messenger RNA from Cladocopium goreaui, 249 nucleotides. NCBI's taxonomy places the organism in Eukaryota, Dinophyceae, Suessiales, Symbiodiniaceae. The record is from the annotation of a GenBank genome assembly.